GGGUGCGAGAGUUUCUCGUUCAGAAUGGUUUGUGAAUGUUGUCAAAAUCCUUACUGUGAGUUCAUAUGGAGGUAUUACACCCCAAUUGUCCGGAUAUGGGGCAUGGGGACCGCUGCAGCUUUCUGGGCAGUAGGGAUCACAGCAUUGCAAAGAAACGAUCCCAAUCCUGAUCCCGAUCUCUAUGGCAUUUAUUUUAUUGUUGUUGCUUCCAUCAUCACACUCCUUGAGGUGAUCUUCUUCUUUGAACCGUGUUUUGAGAAAUGCUGCUCACCAGACAAUUGUUGUGGGAAGACUUGGACGGUUGUCUCUUGGCUGGACAACUGGAAACGAAGUGCCAUCUACAUUGCACUCUCGGUCAUCUGUUUUUUGGACCACAAAAAUGUUUGGGCGAUUGUUGCAGGAGUUGUAUUGGACCUCCUCGCAAUAUUGUACCUCCUGCGCACAUACCAGGAGCAAGCCCUCCGCCAUGCCGCUAGCGAGUUGACCCCCCAGCCAGCCCCUGCCCCCUCCACCACCAAGUACACCCGCUUCGACGAGCGGCAGAGCACCAAGAGAGAGACAGACACCCCAGCGCCUGUGUCCCAGGAGCCAGAAUCCGAUGACGACUACUUCAAGACAGAAUCCAAGAACCCGUUUGGGGAUUUUGAUGACGAUGAUGCCGAUCCUGAAGGCGACGCUGGCAUAUCUCGGUAUCCGUAGUGUUGAACUAAGCACCAGACGUUCUUGGUGGAUGGUGUACCAUCAGCUCGAGUCAGGCAAGGAUUCAAGGUUGGAUGUUUGUAAGAUGAUGGAUAUACAAACAACUGUAAAUCUUAAUACCCAAAGACUGUAUCAAAUUGGAUGCAAAUUCAGUUCGGCAUUAUGUUUUUAUAAUUUGUGGGGGAUGCUAGUUUAGAAAAAUUAAUAUUUUGUAUAAACAAAAAUAAUAAGAAAAUUUUGCCUUUUUCAAACGAAUAUCUGUAGCUACAUGGAAAUAUUUUCUGUUAUCACACCAUCGAGAAAAGCGAAAAAUCGAUCUUUUAAAAUGUGUGUAACAUUGCAACUAUAGGAUUUUUAAAAUAUACAAUAUAGAAAAACAGCUGCAGGGUGUGCAUUUGUCAUGCAGACCAGGUGAUCAAGACCUCUCGGCCAUUCGCACUUUGUGUCCUUUUUUUGAGAGAAACUGAAAUGUGUCACUAUCUUAUAGUUUCCAUCUCCUUCAGUAACUUUGUUCUUUCAUUAACAGAUUUAUUUAUAAAUGGUGGUUGGCUUUCUUUUUGAGGUUCAGCUUAGUUUUAGUGCAAUGUGGCAUUCAAAGCAGGAUUAUUUGUAAGACCAAGAGUUUAUCUUCUAAAAAUGGUACUUGUGUACAUAUUCGCAUUUGCUACUUUUGCUUUCAUAAAUUAUAUUAUUAACUAGGGGAUGUAGUCGUGGUUAUGGAUGUGUACUGUAUGUAAGAUUCUGUACUGUCAUACAUAUGGAUUGGCAAUGAUCGAGCUCACUUGUGCAUCUCUAUGCACCCUACGGGACUGUGACAAAGCAGAACUUGGCAGAAGAGGGUCCUAUUUCCCGAGGCUAAAGGGCAAGAGAAGAUUGUCCAAUUUCUGGAGACAUUUGUAUAACAAUCUUUUGGUCACUCACAGUUCCUUCUAGAUGCAAUGAAGUCACUGCCCCUCCAUGUGUAUAAUUGAUUGGGCCCAAAUGCGGUAAGGUGUGCUUCGUACUUGGUACUUCUCAGAGAAUCUGACAAGUUCUGACAAGUUCAACAAAAACACACAGAGGAUUUGGGGUUCAAGCAAAUCUAAAUUAAGGUGUGUUACUCUGUAAAAGGUUAACAUAUACAAUGUACUGAGCAAUAUCUCUUGAAUAAUUCAUUAACUUCAGAGACACCUUGUCUUCAUUGCUUUACUGCGAAGGUUUCUAUUUUUCUAAUUCUAUUUCGGUGCUAAAAUGUUCUUGGUGUGAGAAAUAAACUAGUUUAAGAUAAACACAACACAAGGUUUUAGAGUAAUUUUAUAAUUUUAUUGAUGGAGAUCCACAGCACUGUAAUCAGAAAAGAUUCAGUGCCCAGGCUAAAUCUCAGUACAUGAAAACCAAAAUGGCUAUCCUGUGGUGAGCAUAUGUAGUUGAAAUUGAAUGCAAUGCAAUGAUUUCUCUGAUUUUAU
This is a messenger RNA of Acanthaster planci (crown-of-thorns starfish), 2144 nucleotides long. RefSeq lists its product as uncharacterized. Lineage: Eukaryota; Metazoa; Echinodermata; Asteroidea; Valvatida; Acanthasteridae. The record is from RefSeq and is a predicted model, not a curated record.